Molecule: messenger RNA, 1146 nt
Organism: Armigeres subalbatus
Lineage: Eukaryota; Metazoa; Arthropoda; Insecta; Diptera; Culicidae
Gene: Etfb
Product: electron transfer flavoprotein subunit beta
Exons: 2
Coding region: 177-941 (254 amino acids)
Biological process (GO): fatty acid beta-oxidation using acyl-CoA dehydrogenase; amino acid catabolic process
Cellular component (GO): mitochondrion
Molecular function (GO): electron transfer activity
Source: RefSeq, a predicted model, not a curated record
AGUAUAUUUGCCAUAUAUUCAACCACACAGUCAGUUGUAUCUGUGUCUCAUUACUCAAUCUGAACGCGAUCGGCAGAGAGGACUCCUCGAAAACUUGUGCCACAACAACUUGUCCAAUCAACGUCAAUUGAGUAAUAAGUCGUCACGGUUCGCAGUCCAUCCCUCAAGAAGCAACCAUGUCUCGAGUUCUGGUCGGAGUCAAGCGAGUCAUCGACUAUGCCGUCAAGAUCCGCGUCAAGCCGGAUAAGUCCGGGGUGGUGACCGAGGGCGUCAAGCACUCGAUGAACCCCUUCGAUGAGAUUGCCGUAGAGGAAGCAGUCAAGUUGAAGGAAAAGAAGAUCGCUUCGGAGGUGGUGGCCGUAUCGGUUGGCCCCACUCAGGCCCAGGAGGUACUCCGGACUGCAUUGGCCAUGGGUGCUGAUCGGGGUAUUCACAUCGAAGUGUCUGGCAAGGACUUCGAGCUUCUGCAGCCAAUCCAUGUGUCGAAAAUCCUGGCCAAGUUGGCCCAGGACGAGAAGGCCGAUUUGGUAAUUCUCGGCAAACAGGCAAUCGAUGACGAUUGCAAUCAGACAGCGCAGAUGACUGCCGCCCUGCUGGACUGGCCGCAGGCUACAUUCGCUUCCAAGGUUGAGAAGACUGGCGACGGUCUGACGGUGGUGCGUGAGAUCGAUGGCGGUCUGGAGACGAUUAAAACCAAGGUGCCGGCCGUGAUCAGUGCUGAUCUGCGCUUGAACACUCCCCGCUACGCAACGCUGCCGAACAUCAUGAAGGCCAAGAAGAAGCCCAUCAAAAAGGUGGCCCCGAAGGACCUCGGCGUGGAUACGACUCCCCGCAUCGAGGUGGUUUCUGUCGAGGAUCCUCCGGUGCGUCAGGCCGGUUCGAUUUUGCCCGAUGUGGACACCUUGUUGGGAAAAUUGCGCGAUGGCGGACAUAUUAAGUAGAGGAAGAAAUCAGGGGUAGAAUGGCGCGGGGGAUGAGAAAUGUCGAAGUAGUUUCGUAAUAUUCUCUUGAUUGGUUCAGGUCACAAAGUGCAUUUCCAUUUACCAAACUAAUGCGAUCGAAAUGAAGUGAACAAAUGGUUUUGAGAUGUGUUACAGCAGUGCAAAUAUAAUUUGUAAUAAAAUAAGAAAUCUGUGGGCUUCCUAA